Thamnophis sirtalis is the source of this 923-nucleotide messenger RNA. The record is from RefSeq and is a predicted model, not a curated record. NCBI's taxonomy places the organism in Eukaryota, Metazoa, Chordata, Lepidosauria, Squamata, Natricidae.
ACUUCCUGGAAAAACUGGGGCAGGGGACCCGGCCGGAUGGGACGGUGGAGCAAAUUGGGCCCAUUCUCGUGGAAUGGCUCCCUGGGCUGAACGCCUACAAGGCCUACUGCAGCAACCAGCUGGCGGCCAAAGCCCUCCUGGACCAGAAGAAGCAGGACGCCCGGGUGCAGGACUUCCUCCAGCGCUGCCUGGAGUCUCCUUUCAGCCGCAAGCUGGACCUCUGGAGCUUCCUGGACAUUCCUCGCAGCCGCCUGGUCAAGUACCCGCUCCUCUUGAAGGAGAUCCUCCGGCACACGCCCAACGACCACCCCGAUGUCCAGAGCCUGGAAGAAGCGCCAAAAACAUCUUCCGGGUCCGUUUCCGGGACUCCUCCUCAGGCCAGUCCCACACGCUGCAGGCCAACGACAUUUUCCACAAGCAGCAGUGGGUCAACUGCAUCCAGGCGGCCGUCGCGCCCUUCCAGCCGAGCCCCGUGCCCUUCGAGAUGAAGGACCUGCCCGAGCUGAGUGAGGAAGGCGAGGAGAACCAGCCCUUCGGCUCCAGCGCUAAAAUCCAGAGGAGACAGCCUUCCGCCUCGGGCAGCUUCCGCACGGAUCUGGGCGAGAACGGGACGGAAGCCGACGCGGCGGGAGAGCUGAGGAACGUCAAAAGUUACCGGAUGCAUUCAGCGCUCAGGAAAAGCAGGGACAAAAACCAGCUCAGCGUCAAACGGAAAGAGACUCUGGUUUAAAUAGCGGGGAGCGAACGGCUUCCUCGCUCUUUUAUUUAUAAAUAAAGUGUACAUUUUCUUUCCUGUAAUGUGAGAAUGGUGAACGGUCUCCCCUUCUCUCUUUGUCGGUCUUUUUGUGUUACAUGUGAGUCUUGGGGUUUUUUUUCCUCCUCCCUUCCUUCCUUCCUUCCUUCCUUCCUUCCUUCCUUCCUUC